UCAAUUCAAUAGAUGCAAUACUAUGCAUACAAUUAAUAUUAAUACAAUAUAAUAAUUGUUUAUUGUAUGGUUGUUAAAUCUUUGUUAAUAAUUAAAAAAAUAAAUAAUUGUUAAAUAAAUUUAAAUUGUAUUGUGUUGAUUGUCCUCAAUCUAUGUAUAUGACUGACUGUCACUGCACCCCACCUGAUAAGAAGUGGCACCCUAAAAGAAGUUAAGUAGCAAUAACAGGACAACAUAAGCUGCACAUUAGAGUGAAAGUAGACAACGUUCAAACGCCCAUGUGACAUCUUUCUAUACGACAAACGUCAUGGCAGCUAUGAGUGUGAACCCUGGAGAGGCUACAGGAGGUGCAGAGGCUGAAGAAAGUGAAUGUCAAGUUCACCGUUACCAACAUAUUGAGAACAAUAGAUUUAUCAUAUUCACUGGUGGCAGUAAAAGCAAACAUGUCUUGAUAGGAGGGCCCAAGACACUACACCUGAUAGAUUUGGACACAUAUGAAGAUUGCAGUGCUGUACUGAAGUAUGAUUCAAAAAAGACAUUCAACUUGGGACUCUGGCAUCCAACAGAAGCACAACAUUUUCUUACUACUAGUAAACAAAGACUGGAUUUGUGGGAGCUGAGGCCAGAUUGCUGUCAAAUAAUGUCCACAGUCAAGGGACAGGAUUGUCAAAUUCGUAAUCUGGAUUGGAAUCCGGUCAAUGGUACUCGAGUUGCAGUAUGCCAUGGUAAUUGGCAUACUUAUCUGUUUGACACCAGAGAUUUCAGGAGGGUUUGCACCUGGGUCCGACAUGCCGCAACAUCCAACAUUGUGAAGUGGUGCAAAGUGAACGAGGAUCUCCUGGCUACAGUUCAUGAUGAUUACACCAACGUCUGGGAUUUCAGGAGCCUGAAGAAUCCUGUUAACAGACUGAACAUGGUAGCCCAUGUAAAUUUUAUAACUGAUUUGGAUUGGUCACCUCAUUCUUAUGAGUUGAUGUCGAGUAGUCGAGAUGGCACCGUUAGGGUGUUUGACAUUAACAAAGGGAAAAAGGUUCACGAUAUAUACAACAUCUCAAGGAUUGUGGCUCGUGUCAAAUACAUGGUGCCAAUUAGAGAUAUGGUGACGAUUAAGUUCUUGCGAAUGGUGGCAGAUGCAAAUUCAGAUGAGGACGAUCUCUGUUUGUGGAAGAUGAAAGAUGCAAGCUCACCAAGACAGUCUACAUAUGCCUUCCCUAGUUCAAACAACAUCAAAAGGUGGUUCAUCAGAUCCACAGCUGAUGUGUUAAAGAUCGGGUUUUGUGAAGGUCGCCAAUAUCCUGAAAAGAUAAGGUACGAGAAGGAAACUGAAAAAAAAAAUCCCAGUUAUCAGCUGGUAGCGUGGGCCACACAAAGUUGCGUUAAAGUUUGGAACAUGGAUAUAGCCAUUAAAAAGUCCAGUGAUCCGAGUUCAUUGACAUCGUCCACUGACGACUUGCAACAGCAACAGCAGCAACAACACAAAUCUGAUUCACUACUCAAUGAAUUCGAAUCCUUGGUUGAAUAUUCAUGCAUCACUUUCGAAAAAAAAUCAUACGAGGAGAGGCUUCUGCAACUGAAGUAUGAUUCUCGAAAGUUGUGCAUGAAAAUGGACAUGAGGUUUCCCCCAGAUUACCCCAAGCAUGCCACUCCCGUCUUUGCAUUCAUCAGCACCAACAACAUGAACACCAGUGCCAGGGAAAAACUUCAUGACGAUCUGUUGAGUAGGGCUAGAUCAUGUCAGAGGUCAGGUGUGGGUUGCAUCAAUCAGUGCAUGCAGGUCAUUAUGAAGUUCGUCGAAGACAUGCUGAAACCAGGAUCAGAAAUGAUGCCAGAUGUCACUGAACUGGAACGGAUGAUUGGACAGAAUGUUCCUUUCCCCAGAACCUCAGGAGCCAGAUUUUGUGGAGCCGGCUCCCUUGUUUGUUUCACCCGACCGAUGUGGCUGGAGAUUGGUAACAUCGACAACCCACCCAACAUCGACAACCCACCAAACGUCGACAACCCACCAAGCAUUGAACAACCAGCAGCCCAAGAAACAGCCAGAAAGAAGAACACAUCAGAAUCAUCUGAGCCUACUCCGAGAGCAUUAGCAGCCCUUGCAGACGUCAAAACAAAAACAACAAAGCCUCUGAAGUUUUCUAUGGCCAGAAGUUGUCCAAUGAAUCCAAUGGACCAUGCAUCUCUAAUAUCAGCAUACUUUGAAACUCAUCAACCAGUGAUGAAGCACCGCCCUCGGAAACACAAGUCAAAAUCUUCAAAGGAAACUUUGGGUCCUGUCAUCAUUUACGAUGUUUCCUGUCUCGAACCUAUCCAUAAACAACUCGGAGAAAAUUACACGUUGGAUCUAAAUCCCUUGGUCAUGUGUCGAAAGAAUGCUCAGAUAGCUCUUGCAUACAACAGGAGAGAUUUAUCUCAAGUGUGGUCACUAGCUGCAUUGCAGGUAGAGCAGGCAGAACGUUCCAGCAACAAUUCGGCAGACAAGUCCAUCCUUUGGUCACUUACUCCAUUUGGCAGAAGUCUCGUUAAAAAAUGGUACGACUAUUACAUUAUGUUGAAGGACUUCCAGAUGCUGGCCAUGCUCUGCUGCGUCUUCUCCCUUCCCAAAGUCACCAGAACAAGUCCUAAACCACCGAGAGAGUUUGAUACUCAUGUCAGAAAAAGUUCUGUGUUCUUCUCUCCAACUCGAACAGCAGCCAACGUUUCAAAAAGAAAGCAUUCAAAUAGUUUAUCAGAAACGGGGGCUUCCGCCGAGAUGACAACCUCAUUUCAACAAGAAAUUGACUUCAUUCAGUUCCAUCAAAGCAAAAAUGAAAAGAACGUUGCACAGUGCCAGAGGUGGCUGAAUCCCUUGCAACAAAAUCUCUACAGCAACUUCAUCCACUGCUAUGCCAAUACGCUGUUCAGAUGGGGCUUCGUCAAUCAACGGUCGGAACUUCUCGACUUUCUUCCGUCAUCCGAAAAAGAACUUCAAAAAAGCUGCGUUGGCUACAGACGUAAUGUCAAAAAAUGUGCCUUAUGUGAACUGCCUGUUCAUGGAUUGCUGAUAUUCUGCUUCGAAUGCGGACAUGGGGGUCACGUCAUCCACCUUUCCUCGUGGUUCAGCAAGCAUGACAUGUGUCCAACUGGCUGUGGAUGCAUUUGCACGUCUGGAAUACAUAAUUCCAUGUUCUAAUAAUGCAAUGCUAGGAAAUUUUUCAAGAUUUAAGAUUGAAAAAUGCCAAAGUACCUACAACUUGUGAACUACUAUAAAA
Messenger RNA from Helobdella robusta, 3248 nucleotides. RefSeq lists its product as hypothetical. The transcript has 28 exons. Lineage: Eukaryota; Metazoa; Annelida; Clitellata; Rhynchobdellida; Glossiphoniidae. Gene Ontology annotation, molecular function: protein binding. The record is from RefSeq and is a predicted model, not a curated record. The coding region runs from base 308 to 3169 and encodes 953 amino acids.